Tetranychus urticae (two-spotted spider mite) is the source of this 498-nucleotide messenger RNA. The record is from RefSeq and is a predicted model, not a curated record. Lineage: Eukaryota; Metazoa; Arthropoda; Arachnida; Trombidiformes; Tetranychidae.
UCAACAAAAAUGAAGUUACAUUCACCAAGUUGUUUCAUUUAUUUUUUGUGUCUUUUGUGCCAAAGUAACCUUUUAUUUGUUUCAUCGCUUCCUCUACAAGUUAAAUCGACAUUACACCCUUUACUCACAAAUGUGAAUUCAUCGAUUCCAGAUAAUUAUAACACAACUGAAUGGUCAAGAACUGGUAAAGUUGAACCUCGAGGUGGGAUUCCUUGUUGGUUCUGUUUGGAGUAUGGUGAACUUUCAUUUCCCUGGAGAUGUUUUUGGGAUGUUUUUGAGAAAGUCAUCAAAGCCCGUAAUUCCGUGGUGGGAACUAUUUCACGUCCUUUCUAUUGGUCAACUGAUACAUUUUUCAAUGGUUUGGAAACAAUAGGUGCAAAUGCUUUAAGACUCUUCCACAAAACAAUGAAAAUGUUCAAGUCUAAAUGUGAAUUAGACUCCAGCUGUGAACUUGAUUAACAUUUGAGCAAAUUAUAUUCUUAAUUUUUAUGCUGAGAU